AUGAGCAGCACAUUUGUCACAUUAGCUGAAGUACUGGAGGCACGAGGGGGACCUCUGCUGGAGGAGGAGGUCUGGUCCCUGCUGCUGGCCACUGCAGAGUCUUUAGUGGAUGUCUCUUAUAAGGGUCAGAACAAUAUGUAUAAUAUCAUAAGCCCCACCUCCUUGCUGCUGUCAGCCACUGGUACAUUAGCAUUUAAGAAUUGUGGCCUAUCAGAUGAGGUAUCCACCUUCACUGCUCCAGAGAUGCUGCAGGGCCGUGCCAGCUCAACCAAACCUGCCAUAGAGAGGAUGCAGGUGUAUUCACUGGGUAUGACGCUCUACUGGUCAGUUGAUUUUCACUUACCUCAAAAUCAGCCAGUCCAGUUGAGUGACCAUCUAAACAGCCUCCUGCUCAGCAUGUGUGAGGACCUGGCCCACCGGAGGGUGAAUCUUAUCUCCAUCCUGGAAGGCUGCGAAUUUCAGCAUAAAGCGACCAUCCUGCCGCCCCCCGCCCAAGUCAUCAGACAGCUGGUGGAGGAGGUUUUUCACGAAUCAGUGGACCAUGGCUCUCUGCCAGACAGUCACGUCCCUUUGAGUGGCAGGAGUCAGAUGAUCAGAGAGAAACUUCAUGGAAAGAGAGGGCCACUUUCAGACUUCAGCGAAGGCAGUGGUGAAGGGAGAAGAUACUCAACGGACUCUGACUCAAAGUCAGGGAGUUUACCUCAGAGACCUUGGAGACAAAGACCAAGGAGCUCUCCCACACCGCUGUACCAAUCUUCUUUAGACCGACUCCCUCGUGGGGUCCGUCACAGGGACAGCAACUGCAGUUGGCUUGGUAGGAGCCCCCAACACGACAUCUCUCCCAAGACAUUGGGCAGAUCUCACAGUCCUUCCAUCACCUUCAGCGAGUCCUCGCUCAGCCUGAGCCAGAGGAAAGCUAAGUAUUUAGUUGAAGAAUGA
Messenger RNA from Perca flavescens (yellow perch), 939 nucleotides. Its product is annotated as FERM and PDZ domain-containing protein 2-like. NCBI's taxonomy places the organism in Eukaryota, Metazoa, Chordata, Actinopteri, Perciformes, Percidae. The record is from RefSeq and is a predicted model, not a curated record. The transcript is spliced from 9 exons. Bases 1 to 939 code for a protein of 312 amino acids.